Molecule: messenger RNA, 426 nt
Organism: Kalmanozyma brasiliensis GHG001
Lineage: Eukaryota; Fungi; Basidiomycota; Ustilaginomycetes; Ustilaginales
Exons: 1
Coding region: 1-426 (141 amino acids)
Source: RefSeq, a predicted model, not a curated record
AUGUGCAUCUCCGACAUCCUGUCCGCCCCAGAGACCGCCACCAAGCCCAUCAUGAUCGAGUACAAGAUCCGCAUCUCCGAGAAGGAGGAGUACAUCAAGACCGAUGCGUCGAGCUGCACGUCCUCUACCGAGACGCUCACCAGCCCUCCUGUCUACGAGGCCAAGCCGCCUACCACCGUGACCAUCUCGUCGCCUCGCACCAAGAGCACCUUCUUCGGCCGCAUCUUCUCGCGCAAAACCAAGAAGUCUUCUUCUCCCCGCCUGCCGAGCUAUCGCGAGGCCGAGAUCGCCGAGGCGUGGGCCAAGGUCGGCAUCGAUGUCAACAACCGCAAGCACGGUCCUCGACCCAAGUGCACCCCUGAGGAGCUGCUCGAAGCUAUGGAUGGGCUCUUUGGCUCUCGCACCCCUUCCAAGGCCACUGCCUAG